Molecule: messenger RNA, 543 nt
Organism: Trypanosoma grayi
Lineage: Eukaryota; Euglenozoa; Kinetoplastea; Trypanosomatida; Trypanosomatidae
Exons: 1
Coding region: 1-543 (180 amino acids)
Molecular function (GO): ubiquitin-like protein transferase activity
Source: RefSeq, a predicted model, not a curated record
AUGGAACUGCUGACUUGCACGCGUGGCGAGUUCGAAGUGAUGGCGGAGGGAUUGGCAAGGCGUUUGGUGGGAUGGCGGAUAUACCGAAAGGAAGAUAUUUUUGGUCGGAUAAUCACGUGGCUUGAAGGCUCUAGUGCGCUUCAGCGUGGUGUGGGAGAUGACCACAGUGAGCGUCUAAUCGUAACAUUCUUUCUUACCUACAGUGAGUGCUACUGUCAGCCGCAGCUGCACUUUUUUCCGGAGCGCCCGCUGAGUGCUCAAGAGUUGUGCACGUUGAUGGGCGAGUGUGUGUGCUCAGACGCUGAAGAGGGAGGAAGCUACGAAGCCCCUAUAAUAUCCAUGACAUUCUGUGAAGAGUUGCAAAUGGCGCUCUGGGGUCUCCAUCAAUGCGACACCAUGCAGCUCCUGACAGCCGUUGCGUCGGAAGGUGUCAAGGGGAAUUUGCUCGAGUUGUUUCUGCAAGCCGUUGGCCAGCUUGUCGGGUUGGAUGAGAAGCUUCUUCCAUCGUGUGCCGCGUUGGCCACGCGGUGUCCUCAGACAUAA